UUAUAAAAGGGGAGGAGCGCACGGCAUCAUCAUCACAAGCAUGACUGAGAGGAGGAGAGGACAGAGAGACUUUACUGACCUCCUGCACCGGCGCUUUAUCCAUCCAAGCGUCGUUUAGCAGUCAGUGGUGGACCGCUGAGGGAGUCUAUUUUACCGUCUUAAUCUACCCGUUAGCGCCGGGCUCCACGGGUUGCUCCGGAGCUGCUUCCUUUAGCACAAUAAAGCUAACCACUGCUAGCUCCUGGCUUCAGUCACUGCCCGGACCCGGCGAAGUAAAGAACCUAGCAGGGGAAUGGCAAUAUACUCGGAUAACCCUUUCAGAAGAAACAGCCACUGAGAUUAGGAAAGGAGCCCUGAAAUAUUUCAUACUUUGAUCAACGGUUGUUGGUGUUACUGUAAUCCCCAUCAUGGUGCAGAAGUACCAGUCACCUGUGCGGGUGUACAAGUAUCCCUUUGAGCUUGUGAUGGCGGCCUAUGAGCGUCGCUUUCCCACCUGUCACCUCAUCCCCAUGUUUGUGGCAAGUGACGUGGUGAAUGAGGAGACCAGCGAGGACGGUUCCACCCAAAAGGUCGAGCGUCGCUGUGCCCUGGAUGUUGACGCCCCGCGCCUGCUCAAAAGGAUUGCUGGUGUGGAUUAUGUCUAUUUCAUCCAGAAAAACACGCUCAACCGGAAGGAGAGGACACUUCACAUCGAGUCCCACAAUGAGACCUUCUCCAACAGGGUCAUCAUCCAUGAGACCUGCUGCUAUUCGGUCCACCCAGAAAAUGAGGAUUGGACGUGUUUUGAGCAGACUGCCAGCCUGGACAUCAAGUCCUUCUUUGGCUUCGAGAGCACGGUGGAGAAGAUUGCCAUGAAGCAGUAUGCAAGCAGUAUCAAAAAG
Molecule: messenger RNA, 881 nt
Organism: Labrus bergylta (ballan wrasse)
Lineage: Eukaryota; Metazoa; Chordata; Actinopteri; Labriformes; Labridae
Source: RefSeq, a predicted model, not a curated record